AUGAUGAUAGUAAUCACAAUAGUCUUUUUAAACACGGCACUAGUCAAUGCCGAGUAUAAAGAUGUGAAUUAUACUACUGAUACAACUAUUCCGGGUCUGGAGUACCUUGGAUGCGGUUAUAAUGCAGCUGGUUCUGUAGAUUGCAAAGAGUCUGACAAUUGUGGAAUAGACUUGAAUUUCAAGAAUCCAGUUUUGCGGUUUGAGUGGGAGAAUGGAAUACAAAAUUUGAACAAUACCCUGGAAUGGGUCCACCCAAAGAACACUUACAUUUGGAAUUACCCAAAUUGUUUUUUUGCAGAGCAUACUUCACAAAAAUCAAGUGCUUCUAGCUUAUCGAAAUUGGUGGAUUCUAAUUUGUCCGUGGACCUGAUAAAUUUGAAUGGGAAUGUUACUUCCGAAAAGAACUCGUUGGAUAAGGCCCAAAGCCAACGUAGACUAAAGGAAGCAUAUUGCUCGGUGUUUGUAGCUGGAACGUUUUUGAACGAAUAUAGGUGA
Messenger RNA from Theileria equi strain WA, 495 nucleotides. Its product is annotated as signal peptide-containing protein. The coding region runs from base 1 to 495 and encodes 164 amino acids. The transcript has 4 exons. NCBI's taxonomy places the organism in Eukaryota, Apicomplexa, Aconoidasida, Piroplasmida, Theileriidae. The record is from RefSeq and is a predicted model, not a curated record.